CUGCCGCAUCAUUGUAAUUUUCACUCUAUUAAUACGGUGACACGCCGUCAUGUCUGCAGCUAUCUUCCUGAAAAAGGACAGCGAGGUUUUGAUAAAUGAGCUCCAGUAGCGUUUUUGUCAGGGUAACCCCUCAUUUCAUCUGUUGCCAGGGAAACACUAUGAUCCUUAGUGGUUGCUAAGGCAACCCCAGGUUGCUGUGACCCGCAUAUCUUCACCGGAGAAGUUCCUCCCAAAUCCAGCGAGGGGCAUCUGGAGGCUUUAGGGAGAUUUUUACAUCAACUGCCCUAACGUGUCAAAUCCUCCAACCGAGUGAAUCGAAUAAUUAGUGGGACGGACCACUAAGAAAAAAGUUUGUGUUUAGUCUGUCCUUCAGAGUUUCAAAUAAAGUUGUGUCUUCUUCCCCUUUCAGAUAAAAGUUGUCAAGGCCAGCCACGGCUUUUCGGUGGAGCCACUCCCUCUGCAGACUGUCAUAAUGAGGUGGAGAAGUGAAUAAAUCUGUGCCUUAUUGGUCCAGAGUUUUACCUUCAGUUGGCAGGGACUGAGUCUGGACACUUGGAUCUUUUCCCGAAUUGAGGGAGGAUUUGUGGGGUUUUUUUUUUAGUCUGCUCCAUCAGAGAGAUGUAAGCCUCCCUCUUUAAUCUCAGCCUCUGCUGCAGCUCAGGUUUCACUUUCACUCCGGUAUCGUCUUUUUCGCCCCUCAUAAGUUUGUUUCCUUUCUUCCCUGUUGAAAGACUGACAAAUUGGCGGCUAGUUUUGAACGCCACAAAUCCUUUCGACUCGAAUAUCUUCUUUUAUUUAAAUUCUGCAACACAAAUUCAGCUAUAGUUCCAUUUAAAACAGAUAUUCACACUCGAGUAGUGAAAUGUUGAUAACUUUUAUAAUUUAAGGAGAAAAAAAUACAAUUAUUAACACUAUAACACAACGAGAGUGGGGUAAAUAAAUGUGUUUACAAAAACAUGUUUGUGUCCCCUCCUCCUUCAAGUGUUUACUGUCACACUUCCUGUCAGCAGUGUGCCUCUUCCGCCAUCUGGUGGCCAAGCGGGUGAACUUCAAGGAUUAAUAACGUGGAAUGUGUUCUUCAUAAAUCUGUUCAUUAAACCGGUGUAAAUGUGUCAUAAUGUUUUAACCUUGUAAAUUCACAAACACCUUCAUAUUUACUCAUUAAAUACUUUCAAUAAAACUUUGAUUAACCCACCACAUUUAAGUUAAUCAAUCACAGUAAAAAUAGAGGUUUUAAAAAAACAAUUUCUUUGAAGGUUCAUAUUUCUUUAGGAAAGAGGAUCAAGGGGAUUAUUUAAAGGGAAUCAUACUUCUAUGUGCACACACACAUAAAUAGUAAGUUAAAUAAAACAAAUAAGAUCUCAUGUGUCAUUGCCAAAAACCUGACAGUCUGCCAUCUGGUGUGUAAACCCCCCUCUCUUCUAAACAUGGGACAUUUACAAGACAUGGGUGGGUUUGGCAGAGGAACAGAUGACGGGAUUCUCCUCUAAAGCUUGUGACAGUCACCCAGCUGACACGUACUAAAAUUCCUCCUUGAAUGGGAGUCGGAUGGUCGCAUGACAACAAACAAAUAUUUUUUAAAAAUCCUCUAAAUAAGCUAAAAUUGAACAUGAAACCUGGAAGUAGUUGGAAGUGUUGGUUUAUUUACUUUUUUUUAAGCAGGAAAAGUCAAACUUACCAAUCACAAACUGAGUGUCAGCUCUGUCACCUUUCUAAUUAUAAACCUGAGGCUUGACUCUCCCAGAAUGGAAGUUUAUCCAGGCCCCCCGUGUGGCCUAAAUUUAGCCCCCCACAUUCCCUGAGUAAGAACCCCGACCCCCAUUGUCAGUUUCCACACACAAACUCCACUUUGACAAAUCGUGGAGGCUGCAGGGACGUCACACACUCUCCUUGGAGGACUUCUUUUUCUGCACGUGACCUGUGAUGGAGUUUUGAGAUUCUUCUUUUGGGAUUUACAUUGAGAUGGAAAGCGUCUGACUAGCCUGGAGUUCCCUCGGAGCUCUGGGUCCAGCUGUCAACAUGAGUUUAAUGGACAUUUCUAAGAUCUUCUCCCUGCUGCAGCCGAAGGAGGAAGACGAGGACAAGGAGCAGUGUCAGGCUCUGAGCAGCGCCGUGAGCACAGACGACGUGACUCUGCUGUCUGAGCUUCUCUCUCAGGAGAAUUACAGGCGGUACAUCAAUACUCCAAGUGGGUGGGGGGUCCCCGUAACCCCCCUGCGCACCGCUGCCGCUCUGGGACACCUGAGGUGUUUGGAGCUGCUGUUGGAGCACGGUGCAGAGGUAGACGUUUUGGAUGUAAAGGCCCAGACCCCUCUGUUCACUGCGGUCAGCGGCAAACAUCUGGACUGUGUGGUUUCCCUCCUGAAAGCUGGAGCCGACCCGAACGGCAGCCAGUACAACAACUGCUCCCCUCUGCUGACGGCGGCACGGGAGGGCGACGUGGAUAUCCUGCGAGAGCUGCUGCGCUUCAGGGCGGAAGUGGACGUCAAACCCAAAGUGCCAGAGUGGGCCUCCAAUGCCACAACCUGCAGAGGGCCCCUCUACCUGUCAGCUGUUUACGGACACCUGGACUGCUUUAAGCUCCUCCUCCUCCACGGAGCCAACCCCAACUACAACUGCACGGAUGAGAAGAUGCUGGCGAGGAUCAAGCAGCCAAAGACGGUCCUGGAGGUGUGUCUCCGUUACGGCUGUGGGGUGGAGUACAUUCAGCUUCUCAUCGACUUUGGAGCCGACGUGUACUUACCUACACUCAUCAUCGACAAAACAACGAAGCAAAAUGAAGCUCUGCUUCUGCUGCUCAAGGAAAGAGUUUGCCCUAAAACACUGAUGUCGCAGACUCGACUGAUGAUUCGAAGGUGCAUCUGCCUUGCAAACAAGGAGCCUGCAAUUGACAGAUUGGACAUUCCCAUGACCAUGAAGAACUAUUUGAAACACCACAUCUCCUAACGUGAACCAUGUUCAUGGAUGGAUCAACUGGACGGAGGACAGUUAGAGCUACUAUGAGCUCCAAGCUAAAUGUGGAUGGCCCCAAGAAAAGGCUAUAUCCGCUUUCUGUAUGAGUGUGUUAACGUUCAAGGGUUUUGCAAAAAGUCCACAGGAGCUCAUCAGAGAGGAAAGUUAACAGAGCGUUCUCAUGGAUACACUGUUUUCGAGUCUCCAACAGCGUUUGUUGAUCCAUUAAUAAUGUUUAUCUACCUUAUAAAGCCUGAUUGAAUGGCUACUGUCUUAAGAAACACAAGUUAAACAUAGCUACACAACCCGAGAGUCACAGUCAAACACAAAAAGAAAACCGAUUGUGUGCUUCAGUCCAUCAUUAAAAGACACUUGAGAGUCCCAAUAGAACAACUUCACCUCUUCAACUGUAACAGUUUGUAUAAAAUUUACGAUUGUCACCACUACUUUUUGACAUGUUCAAGGUUGUAUUGUUAAUUUUGUAUGGGAUAUUAUCAAUAAAAAAAGUACAUCUCACCAUUUAAAAUACCAACCAGAGUCAGAAUAUUCAUACAUUUUCUAAGAAUCGAGACAUUUAUUGAAGUGGGUUCAAAUCCUGGUUUUGGGGUUGGCACCAUCCCCUCAUCAUCCAACAAUAAGAAGGUUCUGGUUUAAUGUUCCCUUCUUCCCACAAGCCAAACAAAAACCAAACGUGUAGUUAGAAGGGAUAUUGUAAGGUAUUCCUUUGGAGUAUUGUUGUUGUUGUUGGGGUGGAAACGUGUCCCAUCAGGACUCCACCAUGACAACAGCAGGGAUAGACUCCAGAAAGUCCCUGACCCGAUUUAAGACCAAGCAGAUAUAUUCACAUUUAACCAUUUAGUGACUUCAUUUAUUUCUGGUAGGAAAAUUGAACCAGUUCAGCUUUAAAAUACAGUCAAUGGGUUAAAUGCCCGGGGACACAAAGCUUAAACUACCUCAGAUACCCCACACUCAACAGAGAUAGAUGAUGAAUAAAUGAGGGCGCCAAAUAAAAAAAAAUUAAAAUACACUAAUUGAUUAAUGGUACAUAAAUGUUUUCAUACAUAUCAUCCAGAGGGGUUUAUUGUUUUAAACUCAAACUUCCCAAUUUGAAAAGUGUAGCACCACCACUGACCAGUAGAGGCCGGUG
This is a messenger RNA of Oryzias melastigma (Indian medaka), 4099 nucleotides long. RefSeq names its product ankyrin repeat and SOCS box-containing 12b (gene asb12b). The transcript is spliced from 4 exons. The record is from RefSeq and is a predicted model, not a curated record. Gene Ontology annotation, molecular function: protein binding. NCBI's taxonomy places the organism in Eukaryota, Metazoa, Chordata, Actinopteri, Beloniformes, Adrianichthyidae. The coding region runs from base 2020 to 2946 and encodes 308 amino acids.